Molecule: messenger RNA, 3356 nt
Organism: Boleophthalmus pectinirostris (great blue-spotted mudskipper)
Lineage: Eukaryota; Metazoa; Chordata; Actinopteri; Gobiiformes; Gobiidae
Product: hexokinase HKDC1-like
Exons: 21
Coding region: 132-2903 (923 amino acids)
Biological process (GO): glucose 6-phosphate metabolic process; glycolytic process; intracellular glucose homeostasis
Cellular component (GO): cytosol; mitochondrion
Molecular function (GO): ATP binding; D-glucose binding; mannokinase activity
Source: RefSeq, a predicted model, not a curated record
AGUCGGGUCAGAGAUUACAGUGUACAGCUGUCUCAGGGGGACAACACAACAUGCACGUAUGAAUUCAAGGGUAGAAAACAACUCCUGUUACCUUUUUACAUUGAUUUAGUAAAGGUUUUUUUUUUCCUUUUAUGUAUUGUAGCACCAUGUUGGCUGCCCAUUUAAUUGCAUUUUACCUCUCCAAACCUCAGGAGGACCCCAUAAAUAAGGUAGAUGGAUUUCUUCGAGCCAUGUGUCUACAAGAAGAACAAUUAAAAGAUGUCUCAGUCCUGUUUGAGGCUGAAAUGAAAAAAGGGCUUUCAUCAAAAAGCAGAGCUAGAGCUGCAGUAAAGAUGCUCCCAACACAUGUGUGCUCCUCCCCCUAUAGCUCAGAGAAGGGACAGUUUUUGGCCUUGGAUUUGGGUGAAUCAAAUUUUAAAGUUCAGCAAAUUGAACUUGGUGAUGAAGUUGACUAUAGAUGUAAAGAGGUGAAAAUACAAGAGAAAAUAGUUCCAAUUCCAAAACAACUUCUAAAUAGCAGAGCAGAUGAGUUAUUUAACUUUGUUUCAAGAUCCUUAAAACAAUUUAUGCAUGAGAAAAACAUAGGUUUUGUGAGGAAACACGCUCUGGCCUUCACCUUCUCUUUUCCUUGUGAACAACCCACCUUAAACCAGGGACUCUUGGUAAACUGGACUAAAAAUGUCAGAACUCCAGGCCUUCAAGGAAGAGAUGUUGCUCAUGCUCUGAAAAGUGCAAUUGAAAGAACAGGGGGUAUGGAUAUUGACAUUGUUGCACUGGUGAAUGAUUCUGUUGCAACUAUGAUGACUUGUGGAUUUGAUGACCCUGAGUGUGAAGUUGGGCUCAUAAUUGGAUCAGGCACGAAUGCAUGUUACAUGGAGGAGCGGCGUUACAUUGACUUAGUGGAAGGAGACGAGGGCCGAAUGUGCAUUAACAGUGAGUGGGGAGCAUUUGGAGAUGAUGGAGCUUUGGACAACUAUAUAACUGACUUUGACAUAGAGCUAGAUGCAGCAUCCACCAAUCCUGGAAAACAAAGCUUUGAAAAAAUGGUAAGCGGCAUGUACCUGGGGGAGCUGGUAAGACUGGCUGUAUUAAAAAUGGCCAAACAAGGACUUCUAUUUCAAGGAUCUGUGCCAAAUGCUCUGAAAGCCAAAGGGAAGAUUGCCACAACACAUCUAGCUGCCAUAGAGGAUGUUCAAAGAGGUCUUCAAAACACCAGAGACAUCCUCAUGGGACUGGACUUAACCCCCUCUGUUGAAGAUUGCAUAGCUAUUCAGCGUGUGAGCACUAUAAUAACCAAGAGGUCCUCUAAUCUAGUGGCUGCAUGUCUGUCAUCAAUCUUGACUCGGAUCAAACAAAACAGAAGAUCGACACAUGUUACUGUAGGUGUGGAUGGUGAACUCUACAGAAGACAUCCACAAUAUUCCAAGCGCCUCCAGAGGGCGGUGCAGAGGUUGAUCCCUGACAUCUGUGUGAGGUUUGUCACGUCUCCUUGUGGCACUGGCACAGGAGCCGCUCUCAUUACAAUGGGAGCUAAACAUGCAGCAUGGAAAAGGCAACAGGUUGAUGAGACGGUUCAUUUGUUUAAACUAAGCCAAGAGCAACUCGUUUUGGUAAAAUCAAAGAUGACAGCAGUGCUUGAAUCUGAAAUGAAGAUGCUGCCCUCAAUUAUUUAUCAUUUACCAAAUGGUACAGAGUCAGGACAGUAUCUCGGUUUGGAGCUGGAGAAAACACAUGUCAGGGCUAUGCUGGUGAACAUCAGAAAUGGUCGGCCUCUACACCACACAAACCAUCAUCACAAGAUCUAUGAAGUUCCCCUGCAGCAGUUACACAAAAGUGGAGAGGAGUUUUAUGACCAUGUAGCACAGUGCAUUUCUGACUUUUUGGAUUUUGUCGGCAUGAAAAACACUUGUCUCCCAGCGGCCCUUACAGUUUCUUUUCCUUGUGAGCAAACAACAGUUGAAAAGGCCACAGACUGUGAGGGGCAGGACGUUGUCACCAUGCUCAGAGAGGCCAUAGACAGACGUGCUACUUUUGACUUGGACAUAGUGGCAGUUGUGAAUGAUACUGUGGGGACCAUGAUAUCCUGUGCUUACGACGAUUCUCAGUGUGAAGUUGGACUGAUUGUUGGAGCUGGGGUCAAUAUUUGUUACAUGGAGGAGUUGAAGCACAUUAAAUUUGCAUUUAGAAAAGAAGUCUUCACCAAAGUUAAAGAGAGUGAUAUGACGUGUGCAGAAGAAACAGGAGACACAAGUAAACAGAGGAUGUGUAUAAACACAGAGUGUGGACGACUUGGGGAAAAUGGGUCCCUUAAUGACAUAAUAACAACUUAUGACAUUCAGGUGGACUUAAACUCACAGCACCCUGGAAAACAACGAUUUGAGAAGCUGACCAGUGGGUUGUAUGUGGGGGAGGUUGUACGUCAGGUUCUGCUAGAUUUGACCAGCAGGGGUCUUCUGUUCAAAAAUGAUGAGAAUAUUGCUUUGAAAACACCCGGGUUGUUCCAUAUUAACUCUCUGUCGCAAAUAGAGAGUGGUCGUGUUGGAGUGGUACAGGUCAGGUCUAUUCUCCAACAGCUGGGACUUGAAAGCAGCUGUGAUGACAGUGUUUUUGUUAAAGAGGUCUGUUGCGCCGUGUCACGUCGCGCAGCUCAGCUCUGUGGAGUGGCGGUCGCUGCUGUAGUUGAUCAGAUGAGAGAGAAUCGAAUGGAGGACAGUUUAAGCGUUACCGUGGCAGCAGACGGAGAUCUUUACAAAAUGCAUCCUCAUUUCUCUAGAAUUCUCAAAGAGACAGUGAAAAGUCUAGCCCCUGAGUGCACAGUGACCUUUAUGACCUCAGAAGAAGGAAGUGGGAAAGGAGCCACUCUUAUUGCUGCAACAGCCAGACCGAGACAGGAGAAGUCAUAACAACGUCACACCAUUUUUCUUAACCUUUAAACUGGUCUAAAAUUCAAACAAGUCUAGAUCCUGACCUGAUUCUGGGUGCCAGCUGUCCAAAGCUCCUGUGCAUACUGCCUCUGGUGUAUGAAUUUGUGUGUCAGUUGAGAUUUCCUCUCAAAUUUUGGUAACUAAUAAAAUAAAAGAUGAAUGUUGAUAACUUAUGUUUAAACAAUUAGUUUAGGUUCUGUUCAUGCAGUGGCUUGUGAUGCCUGUCUGUCUUUCUGUCCAUCAACAUUAUUUUGCUCCACUUGCUGGCUGACACAUUGUAUUUUACAUAAUCUGAAAUGAAAACAAACCCCCAGCAAACACUUAAAGCUCCUAUAUUAUGCAAAACUGACUCUUGUGAGGUUUAAGCCAUUUUAUAAUGUUGUAACCUUUUCAUAUAUUAUUACAUAAAUUUAUAUAUUUUUGUUUCAUUCA